Dioscorea cayenensis subsp. rotundata (Guinea yam) is the source of this 782-nucleotide messenger RNA. RefSeq lists its product as uncharacterized. NCBI's taxonomy places the organism in Eukaryota, Viridiplantae, Streptophyta, Magnoliopsida, Dioscoreales, Dioscoreaceae. The coding region runs from base 172 to 549 and encodes 125 amino acids. The record is from RefSeq and is a predicted model, not a curated record. The transcript has 4 exons. Gene Ontology annotation, molecular function: protein binding.
UCUUUGUUCUUUUUCAUCUUUCUCUUUCUCUUUCUCUUUCUCUUUUUCAUUGUGGGAACGUGAAGAGAUCUCGUGAGAAUUCCCGGGAGUGACGCAGUUCGGUUGCGGGAUUCGGGCUGGAAGUUCAUUUGCGGAGUUUUCACAACGGGUUCGAGGAAGAGGAAGGGGGAGAUGAGCAAGGGGCGGCCCCCGGAACCUUUGGAUUUCUUUAUUUGGACUGUGGAGGAUGUUGGUCUAUGGCUGGAGGAGAUAAAUCUUGGUGGCUAUCGACAGGUUUUUGAAGAUAAUGGAGUCAAUGGAGAAUAUUUAGAGAGCUUAUCCAUGUUCACUACAGAGCAGAUUCUUCGAUUUAUCAGGCGAUGCCACAUGAAAUGGGGAGAUUUUAUAACUCUUUGUAAAGAGCUUAGGCGCAUCAAAGUUGCAUGUCUGAAAGGAGAGCAAGAAGUUCGUCGACCAUGGUGGGCGCCAUCAUGCCUAUCAGUUGUGUUUGUGAAGGUGGCAAGGCGCAACAGACAGUCUCGCGUCGUCUCCUUGAAGCUCGAACCGUGACAUCCUUCCGGCCAAACUAUCAUACUCCACCAUGUCCUCUAUGUAUCUAUAUGUCCAUUCACCACUACUCCCUCAGGAUGACCCUGUUGUUAUUGUAGCAAAUGGUUUUAAUUGUUGUUGUUUUGAAUGUAGAAAGAUUGGUUUCCAACUUCAACUGUUUCUGUCAUGUUUCUUUUACACUUUGCUCUGUAAUAUGCAUUUUUUAAUUUAUUUUUCCAUAGUUAAAUUUUCAA